CUCCUGAGCUCAAGUGAUCCUCCUGCCUCAGACUGACAAAUAGCUUGGACCACAGAAAUUGUUGAAAACCUCAUCAUAAUAGAUGAUUCACAUAACAUACCUGUGGCAAUUGAUAGACUAUUCAGGGAAAUAGCAAAUAUCACUACACAAAUCAAAUACUGUGUCAUGUGGAAAGUCAUCAUUAGACCAACUAUGGUAUGGGGAUACCAUUUGAGAGGGAUUGGGGAAUCAUGUGAGGAUAUGAUAAUCAGCCCCAGAAUAAUUGAAAUAGCAGUAAUCCUGUGGAACUGGGGAGUUGCCGAGAGAGUAGUUUCCGUUUUAAGUGAGGAACAGCCUGCUAAAUUGCAUUAUGUUGCUUGUAAGUUGGUGUGUAUGUGUUUAACCUCCAUUGCUUUAGAAGAAGUUAUUUGGAGACAGAUUUUGGCAGUUGCUCAAGGAGAUUUUCAAAGCACAUCUGCGUGUGCAGUGCAUUGUAAAGAUAUGUUGCUGAGGCUCCCCAAAAUGGGGACAUAUCUUCAUAUUCUCUGUUACAGCUUUGGAGUAGAGACUUACAAGCAGAAUAAAUAUGAAGAAAGUUCUUUCUGGUUUAGGUAUCUUGAUUCCAGGCCCCUGAGAGGCUAUAUUUUACUGCUGGAACAUUUAAAUCCAGCUGGGCUUUUCUUAAAGAUGAGUCUCCUUUUGAAAAACAGGGCGACUAAUGAAGAACUUCUUGAAGCUGUCAUGCAAAUACUACACCUUGGUCUGUCUCUGGACUUUUAUCUGAACAUUGCUAAACUGCUGAUGGAUCAUGAAAGGGAAUCUGUUGGGUUUUAUUUCCUGAAGAUUAUCUGCAAACAUUUUAAGUCAUCAGAAAAUAUUGGAAAAGCUCUAUUGCUCUAUGUUGACGUGUUUUUACAAAGAAAGGAAGACCUGCUUGCCAAGGAGAAGAUUGAAGAAAUCACUGUGGGUCACCAAACAGGAAGUCAACUGACAACAGAAUUAGUAGGUUUGUUUCACAGCGUUCUGUGGACAAAAGCUGCAGGAAGUUUUAAGGGACAAAAUUAAACUGAUACCCUACACUGGUACUUUUAUUCUCUCAAAUUUUAUGGAACUCAUCAAGCAGAUAUGGACUUGGCUAAGCUGAAGAGGAACAUGGCUUCCGGUCACCUGACUUUGAAACAAGUUGAUAAGCAAUCCCUGCAACUGCUGAAGUCUGCGCUUUCUACACCACCCUGGGUGAACAUGCUGUGCAAUCCAUUCCGACCCUGCCGCUUCCCUCCGGCUUUCCACCCACAGCAAACUCUCUGUCCGUGCACUUUGCAGGAAAUCACUACUUUAAAAAAUUUAUUCACAGAUGAAGAACCAAAAGAUAAUGAUCUACUUGCAAAUAGAGGUUCACCUACCAUGCUCCUAUGUUUGGCUGCUCUGUAUAUCUUACAAAAUGGACAACAAAUUGUGGCAGGAAGAGCUCUGGAAUAUUUCACUCAACAUUCAGAAGAAACACAAGUACUUGUAGCUUUAAAGUAAUGUCUGUUUCAUCUUGUUCUUCUAACAGUUUCUCAAAUGUUGGAAUUUGAAAAUAAAAAGAAAAAAAUGGAUCAACUUUUGACAUGGUUGAACACAGCACUCCUGAAACUUGCUCAGCUUUUUCAGGGAGAAACCUCAACUUUGGAUUCCAGGGCUAAUGAAGCUCAUUGGUUUCUAAAAACAGCUUGGAACUUGGCUGUGCAGUGUGACAAAGACCCAGCGAUAAUGAGAGAAUUUUUCAUGCUUUCUUAUAAGCUGUGCCAGUUUUGUUAUUCUGACCAAGUAAUUCUGAUUGCACAGAAAGCAUGUUUACUUAUGGCAGCUGCAGUUGACCUAGGGCAAGGGAGAAAAGCUUCAACCACUUUUGAACAGGCCAGGUUACCGAAUUGUGCACUUGAGCAGAUCCAGGAAUGUAAAGACAUCUGCAAUCUCCUGAAGCAAACAGGGGACUUCUCAAAUGAUCCAUGUGCGACACUGCUUCUAUUAUACGAGUUUGAAGUUAAAGCCAAAAUGAAUGAUCCGUCGCUGGACAGUUUCCUGGAAUCGGUGUGGGAGCUGCCUCAUUUAGAAGGUGAAACUGAAACAAUCGCACUAUUAGCAGUGGAAAUGCCUGCAUAUUAUCCUUCUGUUGCUCUCAAGGCCUUGAAAAGGGAAACUAAAAAAGACGAAUGCAUGCGCAAUUUGAUUAACCUUUCAGUGUCAGAUGAGGUAUCAAGUGCAGAAUUCUGUCCCUUGGAAGAAGUUUGGGGCCAUUUUGAAGAUGCUCUGCGUCUUAUUAGCCACACUGAAGGCUACCCAGAAAUGGAGAUUCUCUGGCUGAUGCUCAAGUCCUGGAACACUGGAAUAUUUAUGUAUAGCAGGAGCAAGUAUGUAUCUACUGAAAAGUGGUGUGGCCUGGGACUACAUUUCCUUGACCACCUUGGCUCCCUCAAGAAAAGCUAUGAAACUCAGAUGAAUGUUUUGUAUAGUGAGCUCAUGAAAGCAUUGCUCCUUGGAAACGGAACUGUUUGCUUUGUCCUUGUUCUUCCAGCACCAAGCACAGCGAUCAUUGAUGAGCAAGAUUGCAGCGAUGGCGAACCUUUUAGAGCUUUCGAUGACAAAGGCUGUGGCACAUGUGCCAAGACAAAACUUGGGAAUAGUGAGCUGGAUGACUUGGCCACAGCCGCAGCUGAGCCCAACAGGCCCCCAGGCUUGCUUUGGACUUCAGCACUAACUCGUCAGCUGUCUUACAAAGCAACUGAACACCUGCUCAUCUUAUUGCCUGCUGCAGGCUCUCUGAUACCUCGGCUUCAGUGGUUGCCAUCAGGCCGAUAUUGUCCCUGCAGAAAAGGUUCUGGUGGCCUUUAG
Chinchilla lanigera (long-tailed chinchilla) is the source of this 2853-nucleotide messenger RNA. It is a transcript of the gene Tex11, whose product is annotated as testis expressed 11. Gene Ontology annotation, biological process: male meiosis chromosome segregation; meiotic cell cycle; synaptonemal complex assembly. Lineage: Eukaryota; Metazoa; Chordata; Mammalia; Rodentia; Chinchillidae. Gene Ontology annotation, cellular component: central element. The record is from RefSeq and is a predicted model, not a curated record.